Messenger RNA from Euleptes europaea (tarantolino), 1401 nucleotides. It is a transcript of the gene NDUFAF5, whose product is annotated as NADH:ubiquinone oxidoreductase complex assembly factor 5. Gene Ontology annotation, cellular component: mitochondrion. The record is from RefSeq and is a predicted model, not a curated record. The transcript has 13 exons. Gene Ontology annotation, molecular function: S-adenosylmethionine-dependent methyltransferase activity. Lineage: Eukaryota; Metazoa; Chordata; Lepidosauria; Squamata; Sphaerodactylidae. Gene Ontology annotation, biological process: mitochondrial respiratory chain complex I assembly. Bases 1 to 1383 code for a protein of 460 amino acids.
AUGCACCUUUUAUCCGAUAAGGAGUCUCUUCUGUCACCCAACAAGUUGCGAGAUUUUUGCUGUCUGUACAAAGGACAUGCGAACACCUUUUUCCUCCGUAGCCGCCCCACGCCGAUAUCGCCGAACUUCCGGGCGCAGGACGAUGACGUUGCUCCCGAGGCGCUUGGGGACGACGAACGACGGCGGCCCGAGAAGGCCAAGUUUCUGCGUGUCGGCGAGGGGGAGCAUAGAGUCGCCGCGGGACAGAACGGCGGCGCGCCUUCCGCACACAGGGGCGCGAGCCCCUCUGGGCGCCCCUGCCGGCCUCUAUGGUGGCGGCCCUCCCGCUGGCCCGGAAGGAAGGCGGGAGAGCGCUGCGGCGACGGGAGCCCGAAGGGGACAAACAUGGCCGGGGCGGCGCUGGCGAGGCUGUGCCGGGGCGCCUGGCCCCACCGCGGCUGCGGCUGCUGCCCCACAGGCCCGGCGCGGGCGGCGGGGGGUCGCUGGGCCGGCGGGCCCGGGGCCCGGAGCCCCUUCGACCGGGGGCUGAAGAGGAAGCAGAAGAACUGGGCGGCCGCGCAGCCCGAGCCCGAGCGCUGCGAGUACCUGCGCCACGAGGUUGGUGGGAGAAUAGCAGACCGUGUCUUUGAUAUUUCUAGGACUUUCUCGCUCGCGUUGGACCUUGGCUGCGGACGAAGCUACAUCGCUCAGCAUUUAAAUAAGGAUGUGGUUGAAAAGUUUUGUCAAGCCGACGUUGCAGAAAACGCGUUGAAAAACACCAUAGAAUCAGAGAUACCCACGGUCAGCGUUGUAGCAGAUGAAGAAUUCCUUCCUUUCAAAGAAAACACAUUUGAUCUUGUGGUGAGCAGCUUAAGCUUGCACUGGGUGAACGACCUUCCCAAAGCACUGCAUGAGGUACAUCAAGUCCUGAAGCCUGAUGGAGUGUUUGUCGGCGCCAUGUUUGGGGGAGACACCCUCUACGAGCUGCGCUGCUCUCUACAGCUGGCAGAACUGGAAAGGGAAGGUGGGUUUUCUCCCCACGUGUCUCCGUUUACUGCCGUCAACGACUUGGGACACCUGCUGGGAAGAGCCGGCUUCAACACUCUGACCGUGGAUACUGAUGAGAUUCAAGUUAACUAUCCUGGGAUGUUUGAACUGAUGGAUGACCUGCAAGGUAUGGGAGAAAGUAACUGCUCCUGGAGUAGGAAACCUCUGCUGCACAGGGAAACCACGUUGGCGGCGGCGGCCGUGUACAGGGAAAUGUAUGGAAACGAUGACGGGACAGUUCCUGCCACCUUUCAGAUCUAUUACAUGAUAGGAUGGAAGUUUCAUGAAUCACAGGCAAGACCAGCCCAGAGAGGUUCUGCGACGGUAUCGUUCGGAGACCUUAAAAAGAUUAACUAGUCUGCUGCAGGAAGGAAU